UCGGUGGUCCAGCUGGCACCGCACGCAGCUGAGCCUCGGGUUUGUGGGCUCCUCCUCGUCCCCAGCACUUUGGUACCGCCUUCAGUUGCAAUGACCAGAGGCCAGCAACGGCCGCAGCGUCCUCAAUGGGCUCGGAGAGCACGGUGAGGUCUGUACACACACUGGACGGGUACUCAGCCCUGGAAAGGACGGGCACCUGCUCAACGUGGGUGGGCCCUGAGGACACCGUGCUCGGUGACAUAAGCCAGACACAGAAGGACACGUCCUGUGCGAUCCCACUCCCAGGAGGUCCCCAGAGGAGUCAGAUUCACAGACACAGGGAGUAGGUGGUGGGUGACGGGCUGGGGCUGGGGAGCGAGUGUGUAACAGGGACAGAGUGUCAGUGUGGGACGAUGAGGACGUCCUGGAGGUGGACGCUGGGGACGGCCGCGCGACGUGAGUGUGCCUAAGGCCGCCGAGCUGUGCCCUCCCAAAUGGUUAGAGCGGUAAAGUUUAUGGCGCGUUGCAACGAUGAGAAAAAUGGGGUGAAGACAACCAUCACGUUGAAACCACACCAAAAACCCCCCCGAGGCCGGGUGUGCUGUGGGGGUUGCACAACAGGGGUGUCAGAGGAGGAGUUUCUGUGGUUUUGCCUGCACAGAGGCAGCACCUUCUAAAAGCACUUUCUGAGACGCCCUGAAGAAAUCGGCCACAGCGUGUGCUGCGGGGCACGAGGCUGUGAAAGUCACUUCCCCAUAGGAAGGGGCCGGAGAGGCCCAGGAGGCACCCGCUCCGAGUCCCGCAGUGCCAUGGAGGUCCCUUUGUCUCUGCUGUGGCUGCUGGUGGCCCCCGGGGUCCUGUGGGCAGGAGGCGACACAUUUGAGACCCACAUCAUUGGGGGGCAUGAGGCUGCCCCCUACUCCCGCCCGUACAUGGUCUCGCUGCGUAAAGCCGGAUCCCACCUGUGUGGAGGUGUCCUUGUGCACCCACAGUGGGUGUUGACAGCUGCCCACUGUGUGGCCCAGCAGACCCAGCAGCUGAGGCUGGUGCUGGGGCUCCACGCUCUCAGAGACCCCGGCCUCACCUUCCGAGCCAGGGCGGCCAUCCUGCACCCCGAGUACAAGCCGGCCCCCCACUUGGAGAACGACCUGGCGCUGCUUCAGCUGGACGGGAAGGUGAGGCGCAGCAGGACCAUCCAGGCCCUGGCCUUGCCCCGAGGGCGCCAGGCCGUGGCCGUGGGGGCGCGGUGCAGUGUGGCCGGCUGGGGGCUGACACAGCAAGGCGGCAAGCUGGCCAGAGUGCUGCGGGAGCUGGACGUGCGUGUGCUGGACACCCGGAUGUGCAACAACAGUCGCUUCUGGCACGGUGACAUCGCGCCCGGCAUGGUCUGCCUGGCGGCCGAGGCCAAGAACCAGGCCCCCUGCAAGGGGGACUCGGGCGGGCCCCUGGUGUGCGACAAAGGCCACCUGGCCGGAGUCCUGUCCUUCAGCUCUACAUCCUGCACCAACAUCUUCAAGCCUCCCGUGGCCACCGCUGUGGCCCCCUACGUGUCCUGGAUCAAGAAGACCAUCAGGCGCUGGCCUGCCCGCCUCACGCCGGAAGCUCUAGGAUCACCCUGACUGCCUUGCUCCGGGACCCCCACCCCCUGAAGGAUUGUGGGGAGGGGCCAAGAGGGGAUGGGCCACAGCGCGGGGGAUCA
This is a messenger RNA of Pteropus alecto (black flying fox), 1678 nucleotides long. RefSeq names its product granzyme M (gene GZMM). Bases 789 to 1598 code for a protein of 269 amino acids. The transcript has 5 exons. NCBI's taxonomy places the organism in Eukaryota, Metazoa, Chordata, Mammalia, Chiroptera, Pteropodidae. Gene Ontology annotation, molecular function: serine-type endopeptidase activity. The record is from RefSeq and is a predicted model, not a curated record. Gene Ontology annotation, biological process: proteolysis.